Messenger RNA from Moneuplotes crassus, 1417 nucleotides. NCBI's taxonomy places the organism in Eukaryota, Ciliophora, Spirotrichea, Euplotida, Euplotidae. The record is from the annotation of a GenBank genome assembly.
UUAAAAUAUUUGAAAAUAAUGGACCAUAGCUCGAAGAAGCCUCCAUAUAGUCUUUCAGAAGCCAUUUCAGAUUCAUUGGUCAGUUUCCUGCCUUCUAGUCUGACCUGACUGGUUGAGUACUCGAUGAGCAUCCUGAAUCUAGCUUUUGUAGGUAUGCUAGGUGAUGUUUUACUGCUUUCAGGGCUAGGGCUUGGCUCUGUUACAGUCAAUAUAUGAAUAUUUUCCAUUGAUUUUUGAGGGGGACUUGACACUCUUGUUUCCCAAGCCUUUGGCAGACGAAAUUACACCCUUUGAAGUGUGUAUUACAGGACUUCGAUGAUAGUUGCAAUCAUCUUCUUCAUUCCGCAAAUGCUGAUCUGUAUUAAUUAUAAAGCUAUUUUCCAAAUUCUUGGACAGCCUGAAGAGUCAGCUGAGAUCGCCGGGAUUUAUAUCAUUUAUAUCUUGCCAGGAUGUUUAGUAUUCAAGCUCUUCGACUGAACAAGGCGACAUCUUUCUGCAUGUGGGGUUUACAGCCCUUCUUUGUUUAUUACUAUCAUCACAAUGGUUAUUCAUUUAGUAAAUUUGUACCUGUUUGUUUAUUUAUUAGGUUAUAGGAUGAAAGCUGUGGCGAUUAUCACAGAUAUUACCUUCCUCCUUAAUUUCGUUCUUCUUAGUGCGAACACUAGCAGAGCGAGGAUCCAAUGGAUUAGCUGAUUCGACUUAGCUCCCUUUUAAAAAGAUCUAUGAGUAUCUUUAUUAUGGAAUUCCCUCUUGAUUCAUGUUGCUUAUAGAAUGGUGGGUUUAUGAAAUGCUGAUUAUCUUUUCAGGAUGGCUCGGAGUAGCAGAAUUAGCUACAUCAAUUGUAGUUUUAAAUCUGUAUAAUACGAUCUAUUCCUUCUCUCUUGGACUUCAAUACGCAGCUAUAUGAUUGAUAGGAAACUCUAUUGGAGAAGGGGAUUUGUUGAAAGCCCAAACAUCAAUUUUGGCUCUCUUCAUCUGAUCCUUUAUGACUAUUGUUAUGAUUGUAGCCACGUGUAUGAUCUUUAAAGAAAAUAUAAUUUUGCUAUUUACUGAUGACCAAAGAAUUGUUGAAAAUUUUUGCAAAGUUUUCACAAUGUUUCUGAUCUGAAGUGGUAUCCAAAUGGUGCAAGGCACCUCUAUAGGAAUUAUCAAGGCAGCAGGAUACCAAAUAAAGGCUACCUUGGUAAACCUCUUCAUUCUCUGGGGAAUUAAGAUUCCUCUAGUGUAUUAUUUUACAUUUGUACAGUCCAAGUCUUACUUUGGAAUCUGGGAAGGUACAGCUCUAGGAAAUAUCAUCCUAAUGGGCUGCUAUUUUAUGCUAAUACUCGGAGUUCCUUGGAGAGAACUGAUUGAAGCUAACUACCUCCAACUCAACAGGAGAUUAGAACUUUCUGAGAAUUUAUUGUAAAAUUUAUGU